Trichobilharzia szidati is the source of this 411-nucleotide messenger RNA. The record is from the annotation of a GenBank genome assembly. Lineage: Eukaryota; Metazoa; Platyhelminthes; Trematoda; Strigeidida; Schistosomatidae.
AUGAUUGGUGGCGCUGGAACAUGUUUCUAUGCAUUUAUUGGCUUUGAUGCUAUUACAGUGAGCAGUGAAGAAGCGUUGAAUCCGAAAAGAUCAAUGCCAAUUGCUACUGGUGUAUCAGUUGGUGUGGUUACACUCCUGUUUCUGUUGGCUAGUCUAGCCUUGACACUUUUUGUACCAUGGUGGACAGUGGAUCGACAAGCUGCUUUCACAUCUGCUUUUCAUAUUCGUGAUUAUGAAUGGGCCACAUAUAUAACAGGAAUUGGUUGGCUACUUAGAUUAAGUGCAAGUCUAUUUACAAGUACGUAUGCUAUGCAGAGAGUGGUCUAUGCAAUGGCCAGUGAUGGUUUAUUGCCUAAAUUCUUAGGUUAUUUAUUACCAUCUACUCAAGUAAGUUAUUUAAUGUUAUAUUGA